This is a messenger RNA of Drosophila eugracilis, 1894 nucleotides long. It is a transcript of the gene GluRS-m, whose product is annotated as probable glutamate--tRNA ligase, mitochondrial. Gene Ontology annotation, molecular function: glutamate-tRNA ligase activity; tRNA binding; zinc ion binding. Gene Ontology annotation, biological process: glutamyl-tRNA aminoacylation. Bases 184 to 1719 code for a protein of 511 amino acids. The transcript is spliced from 4 exons. The record is from RefSeq and is a predicted model, not a curated record. Lineage: Eukaryota; Metazoa; Arthropoda; Insecta; Diptera; Drosophilidae.
UGAUAAUUACUUUUUGAACACAAAAAUCCAAUAUUUUCUCCCAAUCAGGUGUUUUCGAAUACCAAUUUGGCUGUUAACUCUCUGUUACCGGUAGCAGCAAGUUAACAGAGCCUAUUUUCGAUCAGCUGUUUGGGAUAAACAAAACCCGGCAGAGGAAAUUUAUUUUUCGAAAUCCUUAAAGAAAUGUUGAAAUUAAACCGGCGAUUAUUGAUGCAGCAAUGUCUGCGCCAUGCACACAACCAGGUGCGCGUCCGAUUCGCCCCAAGUCCCACGGGAUACCUGCAUUUGGGAGGACUGCGCACAGCUCUUUACAAUUUCCUGUUUGCCAGACAUUUGGAUGGAAAAUUCUUACUUCGGAUUGAGGAUACGGAUCAAACACGACUAGUUCCGGGGGCCAGUGAGCGGCUAGUGGGUGAUCUGCUCUGGGCGGGCAUUGAAAUUGACGAGGGACCCGGUUUUGGAGGUCAACUGGGUCCCUACGUACAAAGUCAACGCACGAUGAUUUACAGCAAAGCCAUAGAGGAACUUCUCCAGAAUGGCACAGCCUACAGGUGUUUUUGCACCGAACGUCGUCUGGAUUUGUUGCGUAAGGAGGCGCUAAGAACACGGCAAGUUCCACGAUACGAUAACAAAUGCCGGCAUCUCAAGACGGCUGAAAUCGAUUCCCUGCUGGCCAAGGGAACAGCCCACUGCAUUCGUUUUAAACUGACAGAUCACGAGGAACCACUGGAUGAUCUGAUUUACGGCAAAGUGUACCAUAAUGUCAGCGAUACAGAAGGUGAUCCAGUAAUCAUGAAGAGCGAUCAGUUCCCCACAUAUCACUUUGCCAACGUGGUGGAUGAUCACCUUAUGGGCAUCACCCACGUCUUGAGAGGAGUGGAAUGGCAGAUAUCCACCACCAAGCAUUUGCUGCUCUACAAAGCUUUUGGCUGGCAGCCACCCAAGUUUGGUCACUUACCGCUCCUUGUAAAUGCAGAUGGAACCAAGCUUAGCAAACGCCAAGGGGACAUUGGGAUCCAGAGUUUUCGGGAAAGAGGCUACUUUCCUCAGGCCCUUGUCAACUAUGUGGUUUCUGCGGGCGGAGGAUUCGAACAUAAAGCUCACGCCAAGCAGGAGUUGCUCACAAUGCAGGAACUCUUUGAACAGUUCCAUAUAGAUCGAGUUAACUCCCACCCCAGUCGGCUGAAUCCCGAAUUGCUAGAUGAUCUUAACCGUAUGGAAAUAACACAACGUCUAUCAAAUAAAGAAAGCCGCUUUAAACUGAUCCAUCAAGUCCAAGAGCUGGUGAAAAAAGCUUAUCCGCAGCACCCCAACCUGGAUCUAGCUGAGGAUCACAUAGUGGAUGUCCUGAAUUGGUCCUCACAGCGUUUAACACUAAUCCAAGACUUGACCAGCAGCAAACUAAGUUUCCUGUGGGUGAAGCCCUCCAAUUUCCAACUGAAGAAUAUGACGUCAGAGCAAGUAGAUGUCAUGCUUACAUUACUCAACGAAAUUCAAGACUUCCAAAAAGAAGAACUCAAUGUUAAGCUGAAAAACUUUGCUCAAGAACAGAACAUUAAAUUCCCGCUAAUGAUGAAAGCCUUAAGAGCAGCUCUAAGUGGCUUAAAAGAAGGCCCUGGAGUGGCGGAAAUGAUGGAGAUCUUGGGAAAAUCUGUUACCCUCGAAAGACUUAAAGAAGCGGUGCCCAAGGAAAGAAUUCAUUUAGAACAAAACCAGUAAUUCGGUUAAGUUUUGUUGUAUUAUUAUAUAGAUUUUACUGAUAGAUUAAUUAAUAUAAUAUAUUGAUAACUGUUGCAAUUUGAGAAUAAGAUCAAUGAGUAGACACCACAUUAAGAGUCAAAAUUAUGUAUGAUUAAUCUUCAUCAGUUUCAUAAACUAUUUUCUCUUCGUUCCA